GCAAUGAACGACUGUCACUGAAGUGUCACGCUGCCCUUUCCUUUCCUUCGCCUGUGUGUGAGUGUGUAUAUGUGUGUGUUGACGCGUGUGUGCUCGAGAAAGAGAGUUCUCGGAGCAUCUAGUCCCCGGACGGAGAGGCUGGGCGGCUGAGCACUCUCUCGGAGAGCGGUGGAGGGGACGCAGCAGCAGCGGCAGCAGCAGCAGCAACAGCAGCAGCCACUGGCCCUCGGCUCCCACCACCUGUGAGCCAGGAAGACCCCACGAGUGGGGACUGGAGGGCGCGCACAGCCCCUCCCCCCUCCAGCAGCCUCCUGUAAGCCCCCCGGCGUCCCAGGGAGCCCCGUAGUAGCCAUGGAGCAUCCCCACAAAGACGGGGAGACGACGGCGGCGGCCGCCGCGGCGGCCGCAACGGUUGCAGCCGCGGACCCCCGGGGAGCAUCGUCGUCCAGUGGGGUAGUGGUGCAGGUGCGGGAGAAGAAGGGCCCCCUGCGUGCAGCGAUCCCCUACAUGCCGUUCCCCGUGGCAGUCAUCUGCUUGUUCCUCAACACUUUCGUGCCGGGACUGGGUACCUUUGUCUCUGCCUUCACCGUGCUAUGUGGAGCCCGGACUGACCUCCCCGACAGGCACAUGUGCUGUGUGUUCUGGUUGAAUAUUGCCGCAGCACUCAUUCAGAUCCUGACGGCCAUUGUGAUGGUGGGCUGGAUCAUGAGUAUAUUCUGGGGAAUGGAUAUGGUCAUUCUUGCCAUUUCCCAAGGCUACAAGGAACAGGGCAUCCCACAGCAGCUGUGAGCCUCCGAGCCACCAGCAGGGAGUCCAGAAGAGACUGUGUUAAGCAUCUUUGGGCCAAAGACCUUGGUGUUUUCUCUUCUGGCUUUUCAUGGGUUUGGUGUGGGUUUUUGUUUUUGUUUUUUUUCUUUUUGGCAAGGGUUUGGGGAGGGAUUUUUUUUUUUAAACUUAAUUUAUUUUGAAAAACACAUCUGUUUUUCUCAGCAGGCACUGGGGACUGCUUCUCUCUUUCUUGCUGAAUUUUGAGAGAGCUGAAGACAAACGACUUUGUGGGAAUGGGUGAGGGACUCUGAGAGGUAUAAAAGGGGGCUCUGACAGAAUGUUCCGGAAGGACCCUGAGCUUCAGUAAAAGACCUAGUCUCUCUGGAGUUUUUAAGCUAGUAGUAUUACAGGGGGAAAAAAGACUUCCCUGUUGAAUGGCAAGGGGACAACCUAGCUACAGGGACAGGUCAACAUACAGACACAUACAACGUAAGCCUGAGUUAAGUGGACCAGAGAGUCUUUAUCUUGGCUAAGUUGGCAAUGCCCCCUGACCUCCUAAAGAACCCCAAUGUGUACAUAGAGUCAAAGUCCUUGAUGAUGGGCCUAGGGCUUUUUUUUUGCUGGGAGCACCAGAGCUGGGGAAGGUCUGUGACUUACAUCUCGCUAGUAGGGCGGCCCUCACCUUUAUUAACAGCCAGGCACAGGGUGACCCUCAGAACACAGUCUGAUGCUGAACAAUGAAUAGCCCAGAUUGGGAUUGAUUUGGGAGUUUUGACUCCUCCUCUCAUAGUCAUGAAGAGGGCGACUGAAAAAUGACUGAGAAGUUCACAGCCCAGCUCCCCCCCCCCACUUCAUCAUGUCCAGCUGCACUGCAUAAGUGAUGUAAGAAGUGUCCAGUAUUGUGAUUUUAGCUUUCCCAGGAAGAUGAAUAGAGUACUUACCUUUCCUUUCCAUGGCAGUGAGUGCUAGGCUCCCUCUAGUGUUCCCACCGGCACAAUCCUAAUCUAAUUGGGGCAGGAGCGGAUGACCUGCUCCCCAGUGACCCUCUCCACACUGGUACUUCACACAGGGGCUUGUUCGACUUGUAGCGGAGGAUACUUGGAGAACCAAGAGUCCCUUCCUCGGUACUUUAGGCUUAAAAAGCUCUACAUCGGCAGCCUUAAUGGCAGCAAAUGAGGAAUUAAGGAUACAGGUGUUGGGUAUCAUUCUACUUGGCCUUUAACCAAGACCCAGACCUUGGGGCAGUGUGAAGGGAGAAGGGCACACUGAAGUGAGGGCAUUCUAGUCAAUCUACCCUGUCCGCUGGGCCAAUUCCAUUCUUACUGUGCAAGGGAGAACGAGGGCUUCUCCAGGCCAGGUGUUUUCUUGGCACCUUUAGGUAGAACAAUUUAGGACAGUCAUCACCACUGCUUGGGCCUUCAUGCCUUGACUUAUCACUGCAUUUUCACUUUUUUUUUUCUUUUUCAUUUCCAAAGACAGGACCUGGGAUCUCUUCUCUUUUUGUCUACUGGUCCAUUCUCUCUCAUUUUAGUAAGGAGUUGGCCUGGACUUAGGUUGGGCUGAGUUGAAGUGUGGCUUUUGGUAAUCCCUAAUGAUUUCCUUCUCACCAAAUCAAUCUCUCUCACCUCCUGACUCCAAUCUUCAGUCUUGUUUGGAUUGAACCACCUCCCUGAAUUUCUUUGUGCCAAACAAAUUCUGCUUCAUCCAAGAGGUCUACAGCCAUUAGUUUUUGUGAAGAGGAUUCUCCAAGCUGAUACUUAGAGUGGGCUGGCUGCUCUCUAGGAAGCUGAGUCAAGGAGAGAGGCCUCCCCCGUAAUAAGAUAAAACAGCUUCAGCUGAGGAAAAUAAUGGGUUGGUACCACCCACUCCCACCCUCCAGCCCACUCCCCUUCCACCUCAGAGUGCACUCCAGGAGGCUGACUGACAGUCCCGGUGGGAAGAGAGACCCCAGAUGGGGGCUGGCUGCCCCCACAAGCAAGAGAGGAAGCUGGGAAAACUCUACUUUCUUGGUCUUGGGCUGGGGGUAAGGGCUGAGGGGGUGGAAAGGAGAUAGCAAAUCUUGUAGUCUAUUUAGGAAAACUAAGAGCCUAAGCAAUCCAGCAAACAAGUAGGGUUUCCUUGAGUGACAGGUAUCAUCAGGAGCCUGAGUGGGAUGGAUGGCUUAGCACAGGCACUCAGUGAGCCUUAGUGCAGCCCCGGAAGACAGGAAGGUCUCCUUUCCCCAGGGGGGCUGUGUAUUGAGCCUGAGGUGUGAACCCUGCAACAGAAAAAUUUCCAUGUCAUUGAUGACAAGCUAGUCCAGCACUGACAAAGAAACUAAGAAUGUAGCUGCUGCUUGGAUCUACCAGUGUAGCAUCAUUAGGGGUAUGUACCAAGAGUAACUGUGGUCAGACCCAUCAUCCCAAGUCAUGAUCUCCACUAGACAAAUGAUUAUUGAUAUUUAUGUCAAAUCGAUUCUGAGCCAGCCAGGCAGUCUGCCGAUGGACCGGCCCAUCAUCACCAGGUAUGUUAGUCGAUUCAAAAAUCAGGCUACUUCCAGGACAAUGUACAGCUGGUGAGUAACUGUAACCCAGCCAGGUUCUGAUCGGUGGCUUCGGCAAAGAAUAUUCAGUUAUCUAGGAAUCUGAUCAGACAUUUUAGAUUGGUCCUGUCAUCAAAUCAGAUUCCAAUAGAACACGAAACAUGUCUGAUGGGACAUCUCCAAAGCUUGGUGUACUUUGCGUAUAAGAUACCAGAGAAGUAAAUCUCAAGCUCAGUAAAGUAGGUAUUGAGACCAAGGUACAAUAAUUUUUUCAGGUCUCAAGGGUGACCCACUGAACACUGGGAAAAGGAUGUAUUCGGGAAUAGGGUGGUAGCCUGCACAAUUCCCUAUGUUCCCUUUGGUGUUGAAUCUUUAUCUCAUGUUACUAUGCAGCAUGAGGCUGGUAUUAUCUCCAUUUUAUGGAUGGGGAAUUAGCUCAUCUAGGGUCACACAUGAAACCCGAAGAAGAAUGGAGGACACCCUGACUUUCUUCUGUGUCAUCAUGACUGUCUUUGGAACGUCUUUAUGAAAGACCCACAUGCGAGGGAUACAAUGCUAAAUGCUGGAUAUGUGAGUUAUACAGGUCUGGUCCUGGACUUCAAAGAACUUACCAACGAAGAGCAAAUGGCUCCCUUUCCAGACUAUGCAACCUCAGGGUCAUUGGUAUUGCAAAUCUGGUUUUAUGACCCUAUAAGGAAGCUUCUCUCACUUCUCAAGGAAGGUGGUCCCACCACCUGGUGAUUCAUGAUUUCUCAGUCUAACUCAACAGUGAAUGAUAAUUAUGACUAUUUCUCUAUUUCCCUUAGAUAACGCUAGACAUUAUACUCCACAUCCAAGUCCCACUUAGGCUGCUAGAAGCAGCUCAUAUUUUGGGACCCCUAAAGGAGUCAAAGAAGCUGUAAUUAAUUUGGUUCCUUUCCUGUUGAUGCCCCUACCCAAAACACAGCACAGAAGUGCAGAGAGGAAAUGAUAGAAGAGGAGAAUAAUGAAAGCUUAGAUUUUUGUAGGACUUUAAAGAAGAGGAGUGGAAGAUGUUCUAAUGAUUCUUACCCAAUCAGAAAAAAAAGGAAUGAAAUGAAAUCUCUAUUUUGGUGGUGGUGGUGGGAACGAGGGUUAAGUGACUUGCCCAGGGUCACACAGCUAGUAAGUGUUAAGUGUCUGAGGCUGGAUUUGAACUCAGGUCCUCCUGAAUCCAGGGCUGGUGCUUUAUCCACUGAGCUACCUAGCUGCCCCCUGUGAAAUCUCUCCCAAUAAGAACCAGAAUGAGAUUCAACUCAUUUAUCUUCCACAUCAAGGACUAACUUCAUCUGGAACCAUUGCUCAGGAAUCUUGUGACAACACUCAGUUCUUCAGUACACAAGAUACCAAAUAUUUUUUUUCCAUUCUUCUAUUAAACAAGUCCUUUAAGAUGAAUGCUUGUCCUUUAUCUGAACAUGGAAAAUAUUGGUCUGAAAUUGGGGAUGGAUGGCAACCAUUCAUCUGCCUUCUUACCCUCUGCUUCCCAAAUUCAACAUGACAGAGUCACAGAGAGGAUGAGUCCAUUAAGAACUUUGAAUGUACUCUGUGCUUUAUCCACCAUGAAGUUUGAGAAUAACAAUUGGAAAGAAAAGGAACAGCAGGGAGAGUGUAUCCUGAAAGGAAACAGAAUUAUCCCCCCCCCCACCUCAAUUUCUACACAAUUAACAUUUCUACCAGGAGGGAACAGAGGCUGGAAGGCACAAAAGCUUCCAGUCCAGCUAGAGCCCCGAUAUUCCUGGAGACGAAAAUAUUUGUUACUGUGUUUGAUGACAGGGUGCAGAGCAAGGAUGAAAGGAGGCAUCAAGGAUCCAGUGAGAAGUUCUCCAAACUCCCCAGGUUUUCCUAGGAGGGAAAAGAUUGUUAGAAUGAAAUUGGCUUCUCUGGGAGAUGGCCCAACCUUCAAUGUCUAUCUGCAGAGAUAUAUAGAUAUCUCCAUGUGAAUACCUAUAUAUCUAUAUAUGUAGGUCUAUAUAGAGAUAACUAUAUGUUACAUAUUGAUAUAACUAGCUAUAUUGCUAACUAGAUACAGAUAUAUAGAAAACUAUCUAUAUAUCUAGACAUAGAUACAUCUCUCUCUCUUCAUUGGGUCCUUUUCCAUUGAUAAUAUCUCUUUGCCUCCGGGACUUCUUGUCUAGUCAGGGUAAAUUUUGGAGGUUUCACUCUGAUUCUCCACUCUCAAGACAUAAUGCUCUCCAUCUUUGCAGUCCCCUUCCCCUCUUCUAGGGGCAUUUGACAAGAUGGAAUUGUCCUGGUGGUGAGUGAGGGGCUCCUGUGCACACCACUGAGGCUGGUUUUUUUUUUUUUGGUGAGGCAAUUGGGGUUAAGUGACUUGUCCAGGGUCACACAGCUAGUUAAGUGCUAAGUGUCAGAGUCCGGAUUUGAACUCAGGUCCUCCUGAAUCCAGGGCCGUGCUCUAUCCACUGCGCCACCUAGCUGCCCCGGCUGUUUUUAAUUGUAUUAUUGCUGUUAGCAAAGAAAGCCUCUUGCAUUGUGUAAACUGCUACAGGAUAUAUAAUUUAAAUUCAAAUUCUGGAGUUGGUGUGGAGGCUUUGUUUACUGUUAUUAUUGUUAUUCCUCCUCUCAAUGUUUGUUUAAAUUGUUUCUGCCACAGUCAAGGCACCCAAUUAAACAGCCAGGCUUGAUACCCUGGGGGUGGUAGGAGUUUGUGGAAGACUCACAAAGCAGUCCCUUGCCUGCUAUCUAGGUAGACUCAGUUCUCAGUUACAGGUUGUUUGGGGUAACUGAUAGACUUGGAUUAGGAUCUGAAGAUAGAGGGGCCUACACCAAAUGGGAAGCUGGGCAUGUAUCUAUUCUCCUCCCUCCUCACCCCCUCCACCCCACUCCUGGCUAGGGAUUAAUCCAAUCUUGACAACCCUCCCUUAUUGAGUCUAGUAAGACAAAUCCAUUUGGCUUCAGCUUUGCACAAAUGAAAUAAAACAGGAUCACUUCUCUUUCAUCUCUCCAGUUGGUCUCUGGGAUUGGAGAGCAUCUGUCCUAAGAAAAAACCUGACUCAGUACUCAGGGACUCUCUCUCUAUGGAGGAACCAGACACAAGAUGGAGACUCUGUCUAGGACCCUGUGAAUAACUACUGCAUGCUCAGACUGAAAAGCAGCAAAGGGCUCUUGUUGAUACUCUCCACUGGACUGGGAAGCACUCAGCACGUGUUCUAGGAUAGACUGACUUGAUUAAGAAAUGAAGUCAGGGUUAUCACCAACCCAUAGAGACAUUCUGACCCAACUAGACAUUGCUUCUCCACUCUACCCUACCCACUUAGCUACAUCUUAUGUAUGGCAUGAGUAUUGCCGAGGCACCAUUAGGACCAAAUUCUGGCAAGUAGGCCUCGCUGCCCACAAGCUGUUCUUUUUUUUUUUUUUUUUAGUGAGUCAAUUGGGGUUAAGUGACUUGCCCAGGGUCACACAGCUAGUAAGCGUUAAGUGUCUGAGGCCGGAUUUGAACUCAGGUACUCCUGACUCCAGGGCCUGUGCUUUAUCCACUGCGCCAACUAGCUGCCCCAACCACAAGCUGUUCUAAGAUUAUUCUUGGGUAGAGCCAAGUCCUUGGAAUACCAAGUUAUUCAGCUUUUGUCUUCCCCUUAAUCUCAGAGCUUCUUGGAUAAGGUCAACUGAAAUAAUACCAUGGGAUCAAACACCUCGAUUUACUGACCCAACCCAAAGUGGAAGAAACUUACAACCAGACAAAAUCCCACUGGUUUAGAGGGAAAAUUCCUAAUGGAUGCCACUUGAUAGGAGGCAGAGUAAUCCCAUAAACGUGGAUUGCAUGGGAAGAUACAAUGCAUGGCAUUCAAUAGUUACUUAAGGAAUAUAUUUGUUGAAGUGGAAUUGGGAGACCUCGGUUCCAAUACUAGCUCUGCUAGUAUUGUGUAAGGCCCUUCCUUUGAUGUACCAUCUCUAAAAUGGGGACAGUGACACUUCCUUCCCCAAAAGCUCUACUGGGCACCGUUUACCCAUACUGAAAGAGAUUGGAAGAAGAACCACUUCUCCAUCACUGUCAGAGUCAGAGACCAAAGCCAUUUUCUUAGUCUCAUUCCAAUUCCUUUGCCCUCGAUGCCUCAGGUAAAGUUUCUCUUGAAGGUAAUCCUGAGGGGAGUCACUGGGAUCAGCUUGAUUUCUAUAGGAAAACAGAAAUGGUAAUUUGCCUAGCCCUUUCUUUUCUCCCCCACUAUCUACCUGAGAGUCCUUGAAUUGGUGGAAUUAUGUCUUUGUCCUUUGAUGGAGACACCCAUUUACCUAUUUAUGCCUUUGGUGGUCUAGGAGGUCGCUCUUCAGCAAUGGGGUCCAGUCCAGACCAGCCUAGCUGGGCCUAGCCCAGAGAAGCAGUGGAUCCAGUAACUGAGGUCAAACAAUACAGUGGGAAGGGCACUCAUUGGCACUGGAGUCUGAGGACCUAGGUUCACAUGCCAGCUCUUUUCCUUAACACUAAGUUUUACCUUAGGUAAUAGACUUCUCUCUGGGCCUCAACUUUCUCAUCUCCAAAAUGAAGAGGUCAGCUCCUUUGCUUCUGAGCUGUCUUCAGUAAAUAAACUUUUUUUUAAUUUAGAAUUUUUAUUUUUCCCAAAUUACAUGUAAAAAACAAAUUUUAACAGCGAUUUUAAAAAAACUUUGUGUUCCAAAUUCUCUUCCUCCCUUCCUCCCCACCCAUCCUUAAGAACUCAAGUUGCCUAAGUAGGUUAAUUUUUACAUGCCCUUUAUCUACUUUCUUGUGAUCUCCCCUUCCCCACCCAAAUAGGCAUUUUUGGUUGUUAGUCAUGUCUGACUCUCCAUGACCCCCAUUUGGGGUUUUCUUGGCAAGUACACUAAAGUGGUUUGCCAUGUCCUUCUCCAGCUUG
Molecule: messenger RNA, 8154 nt
Organism: Dromiciops gliroides (monito del monte)
Lineage: Eukaryota; Metazoa; Chordata; Mammalia; Microbiotheria; Microbiotheriidae
Gene: STUM
Product: stum, mechanosensory transduction mediator homolog
Exons: 4
Coding region: 352-789 (145 amino acids)
Source: RefSeq, a predicted model, not a curated record